This is a messenger RNA of Mauremys reevesii (Reeves's turtle), 4018 nucleotides long. It is a transcript of the gene CWF19L2, whose product is annotated as CWF19 like cell cycle control factor 2. Lineage: Eukaryota; Metazoa; Chordata; Testudines; Geoemydidae. The coding region runs from base 140 to 2962 and encodes 940 amino acids. The record is from RefSeq and is a predicted model, not a curated record. The transcript is spliced from 19 exons. Gene Ontology annotation, biological process: mRNA splicing, via spliceosome. Gene Ontology annotation, cellular component: post-mRNA release spliceosomal complex.
GGUCCCGGUGUCAGGCCGCGGGCGGCAAACCCGGGCACUCCCCGGCCAGCGGACCCCGUCGGCUACUCACUUUACGGCAUUUUCCGCGAGCGCCGCACUGCGAGCCGGCCGCGGCGUCACUUUCCGGCAGCGCCUGGCCAUGGCGUCCGGGGGGUUUGAGAGUGAGCGGAGCCUGGAGGCGCGGAAGGAGCAGAGGCGGCGGGAGCGGGAGGCGCUGCUGGUGCAGGCCAAAGCUGAUUACGAGAAGGACGAGAGACGCAAAGAGCUCAAGCGGCUGCGAGGUGAGGAUACGUGGAUGCUUCCUGAUGUGAACAAACGUGUGGAAGAGCUGGAAAAGGAACAUUCUGUAAAGAAAAAGAAGAAAAAAGAUAAACACUUAAGAAAACGUAAGAAGGAAAAGAAGAAAAGCAAAAACCAAAAAUUUGAAAAAAAUGGUGAUUCAAGUGAUAGCUCUUCAGAUUCUUCAGUUGAAUGGGUUGAAUCAACUAUAUCACAAUCAAUUUGCACAGAAAAGGCUUGGAAAGUCAAGAAGGAGCAAUCAGAUACUACAGAAAAUCCUGCAGUUCAGAGGGAUGAAUGGAUGACCUUAGAUUUUAUGUCUCUGAAAACCACGUCUGCAGCAUCACUCAAAGCAGAAAAAGAGACAGAAAAAUUAUUGGAGCAACAGAAAGCCCAAGCAAUUGAACAGUCUAGAAUUUCUGAAAGAGAGCUGAACCCCUACUGGAAAGAUGGUGGAACAGGUUUACCACCAGAAGAGGGUGAAGCAACUUCAGUUAAAAAAGUUAAAAUUGUUGAAGACGGUGGAUUAAGUUGGUUAAAGAAAUCCUAUCAAAGGAUGAAGGAACAGGCUGAGAGAGAGAAAAGAAAUUUUGAGGAAAUUGUAGCUGAGAGAUAUGGGUCAAUGGAAAUAUUUCAAUCAAGAUGGGAAGAAGCUGAAGAAGCUGCAUCAAAACAGGAAAAUGAAUAUAGAAAAGGAAGAUGGAGGAAAUUUAACUAUUCAGAGAAUGAGCAAAAAGAGAGAGAGCACCACAUGGAAAAAGAAACACAAGUUGAAGGUGACAGAAUCAAGGGUACAUGUGAAGGACAUUCCAGAGAUAGGCAUAAUAAGAUAUAUCCAUUGGAAGAAAGAGGUUAUAGAAAAGACAGGUCAAGAGAAGAACGAGAAUAUAGACAUCAUAGCACAGACUCUGAGUUAAGAGACGAUUGUUCCAAAGCAGCAAAACAUUCUGAUGAAAAACAAAGUCAGGAGACAGUUUCCACUCUGCGCAAUUUGAAAUAUAAAUUUUUGAAACCUUCUGAAGAUGAUUUGUCAUCUGUUAGUAAAGACUGCAAGGUACAGCAUUCCUCAUUAAAACUACCAUCUUGUAGCUUUUUGAGCAGCAGUUUCCAAAAACCUGGUAAGGAAAGUGAAGAAAAAACACCAUGGAGCAGAACACAUAUAAAAGAUGAAAAUGAGAAACCAACAUUAGAUCAAAAGCCAUUGAAAAUGGAAAAAACUACUUAUCAUGAGGGAGCUUCAAAGGCUGAAAGAGAGAAGACACAGGAAGAGAACCUUGGAAACAUCCCCAAGAAGAAAGUGCUAUUGCCAGACAGCAAAACAUCAUAUUCUGGACAUACUUCAAAGGAUGGGACUCCCCAGGCCCUUAGUGAAGAGGAGAUGAACAGACUGGGAGCCAAGAUUGUGAAAGCAGAACUGAUGGGAAAUUUGGAUUUAGCUUCAAAGCUUCAAGUCCAGCUUGAAAAUGCACGCAAACUAAAAGAAAGUAGAACAGAGACUCCUGCAAGACAACCUGAAAAGGAGGCUACAAGCUUGCAAGAAGACCAUGAAGUGAUCCUUGUCAGAACAGAUCAAUCUGGGAGAGCAUGGCCUGUGAACACAAUGGCAGAACCACUGGAGCCGAAAGGAGGAAGACGAAAGAGACAGAUGGGUGCUACUCAUAUAGAUAAAGAAAGGGUCAGAUACUUUCAGGAUGAUGAUGAUCUGAGCCUGAAAGAUUUGGUCAAAAAUGAAAAGAUGAGAACAGCAGAGGAUCAAAACUCACUAUUCAUGCGAAUGGCAUCAAAGUUUGCAGAAAAAACUGAUCGAGAGUACUACACACUGGAUGACAUGUUUGUUUCCAAAGCAGCUAAGGGAGAGCGGAGUGGAGAAGAAGACGAAAGGCACAGAAGAAAAGCAAUCUAUGAACAUCAUCAGCUUGUUGCACGUAUGGAGAAGUGCCCAUAUUGCUUUGAUAGCUCUGAACUUCCAAAACAUCUUAUUAUUGCAAUUGGCAUCAAGGUAUACUUAUCCUUGCCGAACUAUCAGUCUCUUACUGAAGGCCACUGCGUGAUAGCCCCUUUGCAGCACUACACUGCUGCAACGCUUCUGGAUGAAGACAUCUGGGAGGAAGUCCAGAUGUUCAGAAAGGCCUUGGUAAAGAUGUUUGAAGCUAAAGAAUUGGAUUGUGUCUUCCUAGAGACAAACAUGAGUAUAAAGAAACGAUAUCAUAUGGUAUAUGAAUGCAUUCCUCUCCCAAAAGAACUGGGGGAUAUGGCUCCCAUCUACUUUAAGAAAGCUAUACUGGAAUCUGAUGAAGAGUGGUCCAUGAACAAGAAGUUGAUUGAUCUUUCUUCAAAAGAUGUCAGGAAGUCUUUUCCGCAGCAGCAAUCAGUUUGUGCGGGUUGGAAAAAGAUGGAAUCAGAAGAUGAGACCUUCAACAUUAGUCCACUUUUGAGGCAGAUUCCUAGAGGCUUGCCCUACUUCUCAGUGGACUUCGGCCUUCAAGGAGGCUUUGCUCAUGUAAUUGAAGAUCAGCACAAGUUCCCUCAUUAUUUUGGAAAGGAAAUAAUUGGUGGCAUGCUGGACUUGGAACCAAGGCUUUGGAAAAAAGGAAUUAGAGAGAACUUUGAUGAUCAGAGGAAGAAAGUGUUGCAAUUUGCACAGUGGUGGAAACCAUAUGAUGUCACCAAAACUAAAGAAUGAAUCCUUUACCCAACUGGAUGAAUCCAUAAGAGAUGUUGAGAGUGACAGUAAUCAAGGGCAGUAUAUACUAUAAAUUAUUUUUUAAAGGAUAUUUCAUAUUUUAAGUAAAACACUGGUGUUUUAUAUGUUGCUAGUAAACAUUCUAAAAACUAGAAAUACUGUUAAACUCCAGACUGUCCAUACGCUCAUCUUUUUUUCACACCACAUAUUUGACAGAUGAAUCAAACUAAACUGUAAGCCAAUGGAUCAGAAAUGUACAGAAUUGUUUUUGUAAACUAAGCCAAUAAAAAGGUCGACAUCUGCAUGCUAGUUAAAUUCAGCAAAAUGCAAUUCCGCUUUUAUAUUUUUCUGACUUCUGAAUUGGAGUUACUUAUCUAUUUGGGAAGUCAAUAUUUAAUUAUUUGAAUGACUAUAUUUUCCAAUAGUGAUUUAAUCGUAAGGACAUUUUGAAUAACACACUGGUAAAUUAGGAAUAUUUAUUGGAAUUUUUUUGUUUCUAUUUUUAGUCCCUCUGCUCUUUCAGAUGAAGAUCAUUACAUAUGUUCAACACCAGUGCACUCUGCAGGUGAAAUUCACCCCUGGCCAGAGGGUCUGUAAUAAGGCUUUAGGUCCCACUUAAGCCUUCAAAACAGGAUUUAUGUGAUUGACAGGCCCUGUGCUGGCCUAUGCGCAGAAUGGAACAGUAUUUGUGAACUGUAUUGAAAUAUGACUCAAGCAGGCUUCCCACUGAACCGUUUUCUUAUACAGUUCAGCUUGCUAUUGUGACCCAGUCAGGUUAUGAAAUGGAUCACUGAGAUUCAAAGGACUAUAGAAAGUAUUGGUAUUUCAUUAGGUAAACUUUUUAUGGGUUAAACAGCCACAAUAAUUAGUGUAUUCCUUUAACAUUCAUUUUCUUUUUGUACAACAUGAGUCAUACAGAGUAAAGUAAGCAUGACCCAGUUACACAAAUGUGGUAUGUCAAUUAUUUUGUACAGUAAUCUUGCAAAUCUGUCUCAUUAUAUUUCUGCUGAGAAGAUCAUUUUAUAAAUAAAAUGCUAUCUUUGUUUUAAUAACUAA